This is a messenger RNA of Oreochromis niloticus (Nile tilapia), 1635 nucleotides long. It is a transcript of the gene casp20, whose product is annotated as caspase 20, apoptosis-related cysteine peptidase. NCBI's taxonomy places the organism in Eukaryota, Metazoa, Chordata, Actinopteri, Cichliformes, Cichlidae. Gene Ontology annotation, molecular function: cysteine-type endopeptidase activity. The transcript has 5 exons. Gene Ontology annotation, biological process: regulation of apoptotic process; proteolysis. The coding region runs from base 260 to 1405 and encodes 381 amino acids. The record is from RefSeq and is a predicted model, not a curated record.
GAUCUGAGAGUCACUUCCGUUCCGAGUUUGUUCUGAGAACGCGGGAUAGUUUCCUUCUGACGGCUGAUAUUUAAAAGAAGGAACGAAGUUUCGUUUUCAAGAACAGCAGGAGUUCAAGCUGACCGUAAGCGAAUUACGUUUUGUGUAAUGUAAUGUAAUGUGCAGCUAUUAUUACGAUAGUAUGCUGUAAUUAAACCACUUCCUUCUCAUAGACAGUAGUGUUUAGGAUCAGCUCUCUUUCCUUUAGCGCAGAUUCAGCAUGUCGGCCCAAAAUGCAAUAAGGACCAAUAAAACAGCCAUUCAUGAGAUUCUGUCCGGAGACUACGGGCUAAUUCUCAACAAAGUGCAUCAGAAUAAGCUGAUCACUCAGCGGGAGUACAACAAUCUUAAAAGCAUCAACAACGCAAAUGUGGAGGCACACGUCACUGAGCUCGUGGAUAAGAUCAUGAAUAAAGGAGAAGAUAAAUGCAAAGACUUCCUGAACCUCCUGCAAACCGAUGGCGCCAUUAAAGAAACUUUCCCUCAGCUGGCGAGUUUACAGCUGACUUACAGACCCCUUUUAUCUGAGCCUGUCCAAGUGUCUUCAUGUCAGCAUGAUGGGAAUAUGUCAAAGGAGGUUUAUCAAAUCAACAACCGGCCCGUCGGCCUCUGUGUGAUCAUAAACAAUGAGAACUUCUUGGAUGGUUCACAGAGAAGAGGAACAGAUAAAGAUGCCCAAAGCUUGGCAGAGGUGUUCAGCUGGCUGGGCUUCAGAGUGCUGAUGUGUAAAGACCUGACCAAGGAUCAGAUGGAUCAGGCACUGACGUGUGUCGCUUCCUUGGCAGACAUGUCUCAGCUGCAGAAGUUCAAACUUAAAGAGUGGGAUGGCAGCAGCUUUGUUGAUCCUCAGCAGGUUCUUGAGCACGGUGAUGCUUUCAUCUGCUCUAUUCUGAGUCACGGAAAAAAGGGUGUAGUUUUGGGAGCUGACAGGAACCCCCUCUCCAUUAAAGAAAUUACCAGAAAGUUCAGGGGGUGUGACCAGUCAGUCCUCACCAGCAAGCCCAAAGUGUUCCUGAUCCAGGCCUGCCAAGGAGGUAAGAUACAGUGUGGAGUGCAGUUGAACGAUAUGGAGACUGAUGAUGAUACUUCACCAUUGACGAUCCCCGAGGAAGCUGAUGUUCUGGUUGCCAUGGCCACUGUUGAAGAUCAUGCUGCACUUAGACAUAUAUUCGAUGGAAGCUGGUUCGUUCAGUCUCUUUGUGAGCAGCUGAAGGAGCGCUGUCCCAGAGGCGAGGACAUCGUCUCCAUCCUCCACUAUGUGAACGAUGAUGUAGCACAUAGAGAGACCUCCUCGUUGGCCAAGCAGAUGCCUGAAGUGAGAUUCACCCUGAGAAAGAAACUUGUGCUGCCACCUCAGCACAGCUGAAGUCAUCAUGGAAAUACAGCACACCUUACUGUGUAACUAGGGAUGUAACUCAGAGUUACUUAUUAUCUUUCUUAAAAUGUUUCCUUUAUAUUUUCCCGCUUGCUUUCGUCAUUUUAAAUCUUUUAUUUUUCUAAAUCUUAAUCUCGCAUUGAGGUGUUGCAUUUUAUACUGUAACAGUUUUAUAUUAAAGAAUAAAUCUCAGACUGUGAACACAACUGGUGAGAAAAACA